Phoenix dactylifera (date palm) is the source of this 1420-nucleotide messenger RNA. RefSeq names its product tobamovirus multiplication protein 3. The record is from RefSeq and is a predicted model, not a curated record. NCBI's taxonomy places the organism in Eukaryota, Viridiplantae, Streptophyta, Magnoliopsida, Arecales, Arecaceae.
CUUGUUGCAAUCGAAAGCCAUUUCGCUCCCUUUUCUUGCCCUCUUCUUUGGGGAUUAUUUUCACCCUCUCGAGUUCUCGAAUCUUCGACGCCUCCGCUCGCCCAGGCCCCUCUCUGGUCGCGGGAAAAUUUGGCUUUACGGGAAGGGAGUCCAUGGCGAGUCCGAUGGACUCGUCGGUAGCCGCGUUUUCGCUGAAGAACGCCUGGGAUUGGUGGGCCGAGGUGAACGACUCGACCUUGUGGCAGGAUCGGAUCUUCCAAACCCUCGCUGGGCUCUUCGGAUUCGUUUCAGCUGUCGCUCUCAUCCAAUUGCUAAGAAUUGAAUGUAGAGUUCCGGAGGUUGGUUGGACAACGCAAAAGGUUUUUCAUUUCUUGAAUUUCCUCGUCAAUGGGGUUCGGUCGGUUGUCUUUGUAUUUCGUCGGAGUGUGCAACGACUAAAGCCUGAGAUCAUCCAGCAUAUUCUUCUCGAUCUUCCGGGUCUUGCUUUCUUCACUACCUAUGCACUCUUGGUAUUGUUUUGGGCAGAGAUAUAUUAUCAGGCACUAGCAGUAUCUACUGAAGGGCUUAGGCUGACUUUCUAUACAAUUAAUGCAGCAGUUUAUGUUAUUCAGAUUGCACUGUGGUUGCUCAUAUGGUGGAAGCCUAUCCAACCUUUGGUCAUCCUAUCCAAGAUAUUCUUUUCUGGUGUCUCAUUGUUCGCCGCCGUUAUCUUUCUUCUGUAUGGAGGGAGACUCUUCCUAAUGUUGCGACGCUUUCCUGUGGAGUCCAAAGGGCGACGCAAAAAGUUGCAAGAGGUCGGCUAUGUCACAACUAUAUGUUUCUCCUGUUUUUUGGUGAGAUGUGUCAUGAUGUGCUUCAGUGCCUUCGAUAAGGCUGCAGAUCUUGAUGUUCUGAACCAUCCAAUAUUGAACUUUUUGUACUACCUGCUUGUUGAAAUUCUUCCUUCAUCUCUAGUCCUAUUCAUCCUGAGGAAAUUGCCACCAAAGCGCGGGAUCACACAGUAUCACCCCAUUCAGUGAUUCCGGGGUUACAUCACUGGUUUGCCCUGGUUAAACUUCAUGAGCUUUUGAAAGCUGGGGCUCCUCCUUACAGAAGUUUGCAGGAAAGAGAAAACCUAAAAUGGUGGUCUGCAGUGGCUGCAAAUGUUGGUCAAAGGAUUUGCUUGCUUCUAGGGAGCAUGCAAAGAAUGGGAAUAAUGUUGUGCAAGGUCUGUAUAGUAUUCCUUUUAGUAACAACAAUGCAUUUUGUUGGUUUAACCUUGCAUGGUCCAUCUUACAACAUCUCCACAUGUUUGAGGCCCUACGCCUCUAAAGUAUACAGCUAGUGUGGAUCUAAUAUGAUCUUUCUGAGAUCAUCUGAGCAUUAUUUCUGUUUUAUGCAUAAUUUAAGCUUUUCUUAACCAUUGGUUCUUUCUGUGUUA